This is a messenger RNA of Ceratina calcarata, 1923 nucleotides long. RefSeq names its product Factor interacting with poly(A) polymerase 1 (gene Fip1). Gene Ontology annotation, cellular component: mRNA cleavage and polyadenylation specificity factor complex. The transcript has 4 exons. Lineage: Eukaryota; Metazoa; Arthropoda; Insecta; Hymenoptera; Apidae. The coding region runs from base 106 to 1647 and encodes 513 amino acids. The record is from RefSeq and is a predicted model, not a curated record.
CGUUGAACGUAAAAGUAUUGUCCAGCAUUGUCUACCACCGUCGCCACCUUUGCUUUGCUACGCAUUUGCUACAUUUGCUAGUUGUCAAACGAGAAGAAAUGAAAAAUGGCGGAUGAAAAUGAGGAUCAGUGGUUGUACGGAGAUUCAACUGACGGAAAAGAAUAUACACCAGCAUCGAUUCAACCAGAAAAUCAAGAUGAAAGCGAUUCGCUUCCCGCUACCGUACAAGAGAAAUCACAAACUCCGGAGGAUCAAAAGACAGAAGAUGUUCCUGACCCACCUACAGAGACACCUGAGGAGACAGAACCUCCUGAGGAAGAAUCUCCCACGACUAACAGUGCACAAAAUGAAAACAAUACAGAGGUGAAUAAAAAUGGUAUGAGAGAAACUUCCAGUCAAGAAGAUGGUGAAGCAGCAAGUGAUUCGGAUUCUGAUGACGAUGUGCAUGUUGUUAUUGGUGAUAUUAAAUCAACACCUGCAUAUGGCAGUCUUAAUAUUAAAAGAGGUGGCCUGCUCACAAAUGCAUCAGGUGUGCCUGAUAAAUUAAAUAAACAACCAGGAAAAUUUAGUAUAGAUGAAUUUGAGACCAUAGGUGUUAUCAAUGGUAUACCUGCCCAUGAGUUUAAUUUAGACCAACUAGAGGACAAACCAUGGAGACAACCUGGUGCAGACAUUACUGAUUAUUUCAAUUAUGGUUUUAAUGAAGAAACAUGGAGAGCUUACUGUGAAAGACAAAAGAGAAUGAGAAGUGAAUCUGGAGUUGGUUUGGUAUUGAAUGCUGGAGGAGGUAGUGGAAGUUCAGGCAGCAUGAGAGUACCCCAAGUCGCAAUUACUAAUGAUAACAGUAAAUACUCUGGUAUAAUGGGACCAAAGAGAGCAGGGCCACCUCCAGGAAGAAAAAUGGCAGGGACAAUAGACGUGAUUGGAAGUUCAGGUUUAGCUUCUAGGAGAAAUCUUGAUAAAUCUCCACCCAAAGGAAACGUAAUACAAGUAAUGACCGCAGAUAGAAGAGAAUAUUCUAGGAAACCAGGUUUUCCUGAUAUGAGCGUGCCACCGCCAGGAGCAGGAAUGCCUCCUGCAUUCGACAUGCCUCCUCCUGGAUAUCCCAGCGAGCCGGCUUCAUUUUACAUACCAGAAACGGAUCCAUACUAUCAGAGCUAUGAACCUACACAAGAUAAUCAGUGGGGCAAUGAUCCGACAUGGCAACCGACAAAUUUGGCUAUUCCUAUGACGGAAGGGGAUGACGAUAAAGAUACUGGCCCGAAAACAAUACCAACUAUGGUACCUCCUACAAAUAUUCCGCCUAUGUCAAUGCCGCCCAGAGAUUCUCGAGACCGUGAAAGGGAUCGAGAAAGAGAUCGUGAUAGAGAAUUAGAUUCCAUGGGGAGGGACAGAGAGAAGGACAGAGAUCGCGAUCGUGAGAGAGAAAAGGAUUCCAUGAUCAGAGAACGAGAGAGGGACUCGAUGUCGCGAGACGAAGACAGAGAACGCGAUAGGUCUCGAUCUCAAUAUCGACACAAAGAUCGACACCGGCAUCGAUCGAGAUCGCGGUCUCGUAGGCAUAAAUCAAGGUCCAGAAGUCCGAGUCGACGCAAGAAGAAAUCUAGACGUUCCGAGAGGGAACGUUCUAAAGAAGAAAGUGAAUAAAACUGAAGAAACUUAUGUCCGAUCGCCCGCGGCCACAUCGCCGCGAGUGUAUCAAGAUCGCAGAUCUUUUUUUUUUAAUAAUGUAAUUUUUCACAUUCACUAUCAUGAGGAUUACACAUUGGUACAAUUAUUAUUUUACGAAGAGUAGCAAGGAAUACAUGCAGAAAAUUGCUUCAUCUUAUGUGAGACCGUUAUUUGUCUCUCACCUGUAUUUCGACAUAGCUAUCUAUUAAAUGAAUUAUGAUCAGUAAUAAAUAAAUUUUAUCUUUAAAAGUA